This is a messenger RNA of Akanthomyces muscarius, 1107 nucleotides long. RefSeq lists its product as uncharacterized. The transcript has a single exon. The record is from RefSeq and is a predicted model, not a curated record. Lineage: Eukaryota; Fungi; Ascomycota; Sordariomycetes; Hypocreales; Cordycipitaceae. Bases 1 to 1107 code for a protein of 368 amino acids.
AUGGACGUGGCCUACAACCAGCACGCGGACCGCGCCCGGCGCAAGAACCGCUCGUCCACCAACAUCAACCACCUGACGCUCGCGCCGCUGACGGUCAAGCUCCCGCUCAACGACCCCGACUCCAUCGCCGACCUGUCCAGCGGGCCCGUCACCUCGUCCUACCUCGAAGGCAAGUCGGCGCCCACGACGCCGCGCUUCCUCGGCCACGCCGCCGCCACGCCGCGCUCCCGCUCCCAGCACCGCACGCCCUACGGCGAGUCCAUCACCAAGAGCCGGUCCUCGACCAACCUCCCCAUCGGCGGCGGCGGCGGCGGCCGACGCACCGGCUCUGGCGCCUCGACGCCGCGCAGGCGACGCGGGCCGGACGAGCCGACGCUCGCGAGCCGCCACCGAAACGACAGCGACUGGAUGCUGCGCACCGGCGCCCUCAUGAGCUCCGAGGCCCGCGAGAGCAAGGGCCAGGCCUGGCUCGUCUCCCGCCAGAGCUCCACGAGCCUGGCCACGAUGCGCAACGCCGACGAGGACGCUUUCGAGCAGGAGCUGCUGGCCCGCGAGCAGCGCAGCAGCCACCACGCCAGCCGUCGCGGCAGCACCCAGGCCGUGGCCGACGGCGACGAGCUCUCGCCCGCCGUCAGCCGUCGGACGAGCCGCUUCGCCAGCCGCGCGCAGAGCAUGGACCUCCGCAGCGCCGCGCUCACGCCCAUGGACCGCAACGGGGCCGGCGGCGACUCGUACUUUCCGUCAGACGCCAUCUCCGGCCCGGACUUUGUCAACCUGGACCAGAAGCUCGAGGAGCUGGAGCGCGACAACGAGCUCGACGACGAGGCCGCCAUCCGCCGCCUCAUGCGCGAGGGCAAGGCGCUCAAGGGCUCCUGGAUCGCCAGCUUCAUCGGCUGGUCGCUGUUUGAGGAGGACGAGGGCGAGGAGGACGACAGCGAAGAUGAGGACGAGGACGAGGAGAAUGGGGACAAGGGCACACAGACUCCGAGACAUGUCGAAGGCAUCACAGGCAUGCCAUCGGUCAAGGUGCCUCCGCCUAAAGAGGUCGAGAGUAGCUGGAACGAUGCUGCCUGGUUGCUGAGUCUUGCGUCAAAGGUCAUAUUUUAG